This is a messenger RNA of Talaromyces atroroseus, 1647 nucleotides long. Its product is annotated as Thiamine transporter thi9. NCBI's taxonomy places the organism in Eukaryota, Fungi, Ascomycota, Eurotiomycetes, Eurotiales, Trichocomaceae. Gene Ontology annotation, molecular function: transmembrane transporter activity. The coding region runs from base 1 to 1647 and encodes 548 amino acids. Gene Ontology annotation, biological process: transmembrane transport. The transcript is spliced from 10 exons. The record is from RefSeq and is a predicted model, not a curated record. Gene Ontology annotation, cellular component: membrane.
AUGUCGGGAACGUCGCAACACGAUGGCGACCAACAGGGCAAUACUGUCCCAGUCUCAAACCCCGCUGAAGAGGUCUCAAGAGAUCAGUCUGUAAUUGAUGAAGAUGCGGCUCUACUGGAAACAAUGGGCUACAAGCAGGUCCUGCAUAGAUCGUACACCUUUUUGGAAAAUUUCUCGACUACAUUUGCGGCUCUGUACUUUGUCGGAGGUGUUCGUGUCACCUACAGUACUGGUAUUGCUAGCGGUGGUAACCUUGCCUACUGGACGAGUUACUUGGUGACCUUGGUGUUCAGCUUCAUAACAGCUGCCGUCAUUGCCGAAGUAUGUUCGGCUUCUCCCUCUGCAGGCUCCAUCUAUCUCUGGGCAGCUGAAGCCGGCGGUCCCAAGUAUGGCCGUCUACUAGGAUUUAUCGUCGCGUGGUGGAGUACCACAGCGUGGACAACCUUUUGUGCCAGCAACACGCAGGCUGCUGCAAACUAUUUGCUUUCGGAAAUUACCGUGUUUGAUCUCAGCUUCCCUACCGAUACCGACAACGUGAAAUUUCGAGCCGUGCAAUGGGCUAUCACUGAAGUUCUGUUGGCGCUGGCUGCAGUAGUCAAUUUUGUUCCUCCAAAAUACUUCCGAUGGGUCUUCUAUUUGUCCUCCGCCAUGGUGCUUCUCGAUUUCUUGCUGAACAUGAUCUGGCUGCCCAUCGGAGUCGUCAAUACCUGGGGUUUCCGUUCCACCCAUGAGGCUUUUAUGACGACCUACAAUGGCACCGGUGCUCCGGCCGGCUGGAACUGGUGUCUGUCUUAUCUCGCCACAGCUGGUAUCUUGAUUGGAUUUGAUGCUUCUGGUCAUGUCGCCGAAGAAACAAAAAAUGCCUCGGUGGUUGCUGCUCGCGGUAUCUUCUGGAGUACCGUUGUCAGCGGCUUGGGAGGAUUGAUUGUUAUUAUUCUGUACCUCUUCUGCGCGCCUACUCCCGACGUGCUUUUCUCUUACGGUGCGCCUCAGCCGUUCGUCUCCCUGUACGCCGUGGUUCUUGGACAGGGAGGGCAUAUCUUUAUGAAUAUCGUUUGCAUUGUCGCGUUGUGGUUUCUUCGAAAGAACACUGCAAUCGCUAUCGUCGCUGCUUCUCGUCUCGUCUUCGCCGUCGCCCGUGACGGAGUUCUGCCGUUCUCCGGCUGGGUCUCUAAAGUCUCGCCUGAAGGACAGCCUCGCAAUGCAGUUAUUGUUGUCUGGGGCGUGGCGGCACUGGUGUCGUGCACAAUCCUGCCCUCUGCGGUGGCCUUCACCUCCCUUAUAUCAGCGGCCGGUGUCCCUUCUGCGGCUGCCUAUGGUCUCAUCUGCCUUGGCCGUGUCUUCAUUACACCAAAUUCGUUUCCUACACCAAAAUGGAGCCUGGGUCGGUGGAGCAAGCCGUUCCAGAUCAUUUCCAUUUUCUGGAAUGGCUGGGUCGUUGCUAUUCUGUAUUCUCCAUAUGAAUGGCCCGUGACUGGCGCGACGUUGAACUACGCCCCCGUUAUCAUGGGUGCCGUUACCAUCUUCGCCAUUAUCUCGUACUGGAUGACGCCGGAAGAGUCGUGGCUGCCCAAGAACAGAAUCAAGCACUUUAUCGAGAGCAAGGGAGAGGCGAGGGAGACCACGACCGAAAUCACUCACACUUAG